Molecule: messenger RNA, 2622 nt
Organism: Pimephales promelas (fathead minnow)
Lineage: Eukaryota; Metazoa; Chordata; Actinopteri; Cypriniformes; Leuciscidae
Source: RefSeq, a predicted model, not a curated record
CAAACGAGAGAGCAACACUUUUGUUUCUUACACACAGAGAGAGCAACACUUCACUGUCAUGGACUGAAAUAGUGUCACUAUAGCAACGGAUGUAAACAGUUCAUCAGAUAAGAUGAAGUCAAUAACCACAGGAGGAGCUGAUGAUGAUUAAAGGAGGAGCUGUAACUAUAUAUAAUGAAGAGGAAGAGCUGUCACUAUAUCUAAUGAAGAGGAAGACGGACAGAAGCAGAAAUGUCUGAUCAGUGUGAUCUGUGUCUGCUGGGACUGAUCAUUCUCUCUUCACUUCUCACAGGAACCAGUGGAGAUGAUCAUGUGUUCAUCAGUUCUGGUGUAGAUGUCUCUCUGCCCUGUAAUAAACAUCUUUCUGACUGCAAAUCAACAUCAUGGACCCACUCUAACAGCUUCGGACAUUCAUGGGUUGAACUGAUUACUGGAGGAAUAAAGAAUAAAGAAACAGAGAGACAUGAGAGACUGAGUCUGGAGUCUGACUGCUCUCUGAACAUCAAGAACGUCACUGGAGAUGAUUAUGGAUUAUACAGAUGCAGACAAUAUGUGAACGGAGAACAACAAGGAACUGAUGCUUAUGUUUUUCUGCAUGUUCUUCAUGUUUCAGUGUCUUCAUCAUCAUCUUCAUCAUCAUCCUCACAGACUGAGAUCAGUCCAGGCCGCUCUGUGACUCUCUCCUGUCAGUUUUAUUCAUAUACUGGAUACUCCUGUGAUGAUCGGGUUCAUUCUGGGGGAGUUGAGCUGUUGUGGGUGAAUCAGGCUGGUGUUGAUCUGAAGACAGACUCCAGAUAUCAGAUAUCAUCAUCAUCAUCUCCACAUCGCUGUAUCAUCACUCUGACUACAACACUCCUGGAUGAAGAUGACAACAGAGAGUGGAGAUGUCAGCUUACUCAGAGAAAUCAAGUCCAGACGUCAGUCAGAUACACUGUCAAGUAUUCAGCUCAAGCUGAUUCAACGACAGCAGUGAAUCCAGUCCACAUCACACACUCUCAGGAUCCCUCAACUAUAAACACACACGUUUCUAAAGAUCAAGCUGAUUCAACAACACCAGGCACAAACUCUCCUGCAAUCACAGUCAUAGGGAUUUCUGUCGCUGCAGUCGCUGUUCUCCUUCUUGCUCUUCUCUGGCUGAUCUGCAGAAAAACAGCUGAUAAUAAAGUCGGGACUGGCGACUCUGCGGUCAAAGAUGAGGAUGAACAUAAAGGGACGUAUGAGACGAUCAACAUGUCCAUUCCUCCUGAUCUAAGAGCCGAUGAGCAGACAGAUGAUGUGACUUAUUCUGAGGUCUCUUCUUUCAACACAAAGCCAGUAAAAUCACUGGAUGAUCAUGAUACCGUGACUUACGCUGCCAUCAGAGGAAGAGAAGAUAAACCGCAGGAUCAACUUUACAAGAACAAGACCUUCACAAAUACACAUUAAUGACACAGAUCAUGAGCUCAUCACAUCAGGAGCCGACGGGAAGAUUUCAUCCGGUGUUUGGAGGAAUGAGUGUGUGAACGAGCAGAUAUUUGUUGAAUGUGAAUCAUCAUCUGGUCUGUCGUCGGUCAGAGCGCAGGAUCUCCUCUAUAUCAUCACCGCUACAGUAAAGAUGGAGAUUAUCCGCUCUGAAAACCUUCAUCUUCAUCAUCCUCUUGCUUCAGCUUGUAUAUCAGCGCUUUCUUCUACAGAGAGACGUCCGUCUGAGAAGUACAUCAGUGCUUUCAUUAUAUUGCCAUAAAAUAGUUAAAGUAAUUUGCAGUGUGUAUAUGUUACGAAAUUAAAUGUCAGUUAUUGCUUUUCUCACAUGUGACAAUAAAGAGCAAGACAAAUCAUGGGUUAAAGAAAAGUGUUUGUGUCCUCCAUUCCUGUAGAAACACACACAACUAAACUUGCUCUUGUUAGCUGGAAAGUUGUUUUAAAAUAAUAAAUUCGAGAGCUUGUAGAUUUGAAUUUGAGCAGAAAAUAUUGAUGUUUGUGAACUGAAAUUUACCCUCAUAGUUCUGAUGUGAAAGUCUGAAUGUUUCGAUUCACACAGACCAUAAACUAGUCAGACGUUCCCAACUAAGACAAACGUGCAGCGAAGGGUUUAUUAUGAUGAGCAUUGCACUGACCUCGUACCGUAUGCACACCGAUGAUGAGGAAACGAUGGAGUCUGGUCAUCUACAGCUUUCAGAUGAGCUUCUGGAGUCGGGGUUUCAUCCCUGUUAUAGGAAUUAAGUCUCAUUCAGUGAGAGUCGGUAGUGAUGAGUGAACUUCUCCAUCUGUCCAUUCUACACUUACUCCCCCGAGAAAAUGUGGAUUUCUCAGACCUACAUUUCUGCAUUUUAAGGUGUUUGAAGGUCAUAAAAAUGGUAUAACAAUAGCUUUAAAAGCAUGUUGCAUAAAAGAUUACAGAUUCUUAAAUAUGAGAAUGAGGAUAAAUGUUGAAAUGAAUGAUGAAUGAAUGUUUCUGCUUAUUGUUGACACACAAUCCAUAUUCCGAACAGGAAUGGCCUUAAUGAGAAAUCUUUCAAGGAUUAUUUUGCAUAGAUGUUAUUUCAAUCAAACACCAGUGCAAUCUUUUUGUGUCCAGAGGAAAAUGAGCAAUUUAUAUAUUAGCAUUAAAGAUUGGUUUCAGCAACUUGUUUCUUUCUAAGG